UACCAGAUCAGUUAUGUUAUGUGGUUGUCAAAAGAGCUGCAAGUAGUACUUUCAUCUAUAUUGUUCACUCUUCAAAUAAGGAAACUAUUGACUCAUUUCUAAUCUCACCUCUUUUGGACAAAGGUAUUUCAGUAUCUGUAGACAAGAUGGAACCAACUCCAUUUAACAGACGGCAAUGGACUUCUCUAUCGUUGAGGGUUACAGCCAAAGAACUUUCUCUUGUCAACAAGAACAACUCAUCGGCCAUUGUAGAAAUAUUCUCCAAGUACCAGAAAGCAGCGGAAGAAGCAAACAUGGACAAGAAGAGAAGUAACACUGAAAAUCUCCCCCAGCACUUUAGAAGGGGGAACCUGACUGCAUUAAGGAAGAAGUGGGAGAACCCAGUGCCGGGAGCCUUCUCUCUUCCAGACUCAGUGCGAAACAGCAGCGCAGAGGGCAGGCACAGAGACGACCCUCCUCCCGCUGAAGUGGUGGGCAGCUCUGCCUCUGGGGUCCAGGCUGACCAAGAGGAGCAAGUCCAACCCAGACCUAAGAUCAGAUCGCCUCCUGAAGCUCCUACUAAGUACCCGCACCCCCGCAUCAAGGACAGAGAGCAUCUUAAAGACCCCUCAACAGAAAAUAAAAAGAUGGAAAAUUGUCUGGGAGAAUCCAGACAUGAAGUAGCAAAACCCGAAAUGAGUGAAAACGCAGAAACUGCAAACAAAAUAGAGAAAUACAAUGUUCCGCUGAACAGGCUGAAGAUGAUGUUUGAGAAAGGUGAACCAACUCAAACCAAGAUUCCUCGGGGCCAAAGCCGAAGUGCAGGUGGAAGGAAGAUGUCUGAAAAUAGCUAUUCUCUGGAUGACUUGGAAAUAGGCCCAGGUCAGCUGUCAUCUUCAGCACUCAACUCAGAGAAAAGAGAGAGUAGGCGAAAUCUAGAAUUCCCACGCCUGUCAGAAACCUCCAUAAAAGAUCGAAUGGCCAAGUACCAGGCAGCUGUGUCCAAGCAAAGCAGUUCUGCGAGCUAUACAAAUGAGUUGAGAGCCAGUGGUGGUGAAAUCAAAACUCAUAAAUUGGAGCAAAAGGAGAAUGUGCCCCCAGGUCCUGAGGCCUGCAUCUCCCAUCCAGAUGGAGAAAAGGUUUCUGCAUCUGAGAAUAGCCUGGCAACCCAUUCCACCCCUGCUGAAGAUGAUUCCCCAGGUAACUCCCAGCUCAAGAGUGAGGGCCAGCAGCCUGUGCAUCCCAAGCCGCUAAGUCCAGAUGCCAGAGCCUCCAGCCUUUCUGAAAGUUCUCCUCCCAAAGCAGUGAAGAAGUUUCAGGCACCUGCAAGAGAGACCUGCGUGGAAUGUCAGAAAACAGUCUACCCGAUGGAGCGUCUCUUGGCCAACCAGCAGGUGUUUCAUAUCAGCUGCUUCCGUUGUUCCUAUUGCAACAGCAAGCUUAGUCUAGGAACAUAUGCCUCUUUACAUGGGAGAAUCUAUUGCAAACCUCACUUCAAUCAACUCUUUAAAUCUAAAGGUAACUAUGAUGAAGGCUUUGGACACAGACCACACAAGGAUCUGUGGGCAAGCAAAAAUGAAAACGAAGAGACAUUGGAGAGACCAGCCCAGCUUCCAAAUGCAGCGGAGACCCUUCAGAGCCCAGGGGUAGAAAAUGCCCCCAUUGAGAAAGUGGGUGUGCUAACUGCAAGUAUGGAAGCCAAGGCCUCCUGCCCACUGGAGAGGGAAGACAAGCCAGCUGAAACCAAGAAGCUGAGGAUCGCCUGGCCACCCCCCACUGAGCUUGGCAGUUCAGGAAGUGCCCUGGAAGAAGGGAUCAAAGUAUUGAAGCCUAAGUGGCCGCCUGAGGAUGAAAUUAGCAAGCCUGAAGCUCCUGAGGAUAUAGACCUGGAUCUGAAGAAGCUAAGACGCUCUUCUUCUCUGAAGGAGAGAAGCCGCCCAUUCACCGUAGCAGCUUCAUUUCGAACCUCUUCAGUCAAAAGCCCAAAAGCCUUGUCCCCCCCUAUCAGGAAAGGCUGGAGCAUGUCAGAGCCAAACGAGGAGUAUGGAGGAGGUGUAGCAGCAGAAAGGAAACACAUGGAAAAUGCCAGCGCCUCUGAGAAGAAUGAGAGUGUGGGGAAAGCAACCUGGCCCAACAAGGGAUCUAAAGGAGGGGAGGCUGGGCGGAGAAGUAAGGAGAUUCACAGUUUUGAGAUGGGGAGUGAAAAUCUUAUAGAGAAUGGUGCAAACUUAGAUGAAAGUGAUAAAAACCUCCUCAAAAAGCAGUCUCCACUAGAACCCAAGUCAAAAACUUGGUCUAGCUAUACAGACAACCCCUCCACUAAAGAAUUCACUACUCAAAAUCAGAAAUCCCAGGAUGUGGGAUUCUGGGAGGAAGAAGUAGUUGAAGAGCUGUCUGUAGAGGAACAGAUAAAGAGAAAUCGGUACUAUGAUGAAGAUGAAGAUGAAGAAUAACAAAUUGCAAUGAUGUUGGGCCUUACAUUUAUGUGAGUGUCAGUGAGUUACUGCCCUUAUCAAAGUGAUACACAUAAACAGCUGUCUCAGCAUGAACUGAAAUUUAUGAGGAAGUAACUUUGGAAGAGAGUUCCUGCUUCAAAAAAAAAAAUCCCAUACUGCAGCUUAAGUGAACCAAUUCUAAACGCUAGAGAUAACAUCACUUAAAUCCUCUAUUUUAGCAAUGAUGAUAUACACAACUGCUUUAAGGUCUUUUGGGGGCAGGAGUAUGUAUGGCGGAGUGGGGGGGGGGCGGAUAUUCCAACUGAUAAGGUCCAGAUUUCACUGUAUUCCUGAAAGACAAUAUGAAAAUAGAGAGAUGAUUAGUAGUGCACUGUUCCACUAAAAAUUCAAUUAUGGAAUGAGCAGAAGGGAUUUAGGGGCCUAAAUAUUAUAACUGAAUGCACUUUAGUAUAAAGGGCACAGUUUGCAUAUUUUUACAUGAAUACCAAUUUAUUGUUUAGUAUUCCUCUGCUAAGAGAUUAAAUAUUUAGUCUUUUUUAAAAAAUUAGGUUAAUUUUCUUACUCUGAUGUAUAUGGGGGAUUUAUUGCUUACUCUGAUAUAUAGGGGGGUUUAUUGCAUCCUGCUUUCUAGACCACAUCCUGAACCUAGAGUAUUGAGAUACAGCACAACCAUCUUUUCAGAGUACCUUUUGAGCACCCUUGGUGCCUGGAGGGAUUCAUUGUGUCCCAAAUAAGCUAUGGUAUUUGCCAAUGAGUAUGACCACACCCCAAGUGACUGCUUUCUUCUCUGGUGGUCUCUGUAUUUCUCAUAAUUUACUGAAAGCUGCAAUAUUUUUAUAAGAUCUUUUAUAUUUGCCAUGUUGCAUAUUAGAGCAAAGUGAUGAGUUUAAAGGAGGAAUAACAAAAAAGAAAAAGAUGCCUUAAACCACUUGAGUUCAGACCCCCCCCCCCACCCCUAUAAUUCUACUUCUGAUAUCCCCUUUCUGGGACAUUAGUUUUUGAAUACUUAUAAGUUCUGAAAUGUAUAGAUUUUUAUGGCAGACAGUAUUCCUAGGAUGCAAUUAAACCAAUUAUAGGCCUUUCUUGAGAGAUGAUUUUCUAGUAUUAAGGUUUUGGAAAAAUAUAAACUUGAGUACAUUUGUUGUACAUAAUUGAUAUUCCAAAUUGUAUUUUGGCGGGGAGAGAAGCAUUUUAAGCUAUAGGCUUUACUUUAUACAGCUUUUUUCGAGAUUUAGCUCUGAUGUUUUUUAGAGAUGUAAAAAUAUUCUGCUUUCUUACAGUCUUGCUUACUCUGAAACAUUUUUAUUCAAUAAAGCUUUUAACUGACAUUUGAA
This is a messenger RNA of Odocoileus virginianus texanus, 3769 nucleotides long. It is a transcript of the gene LIMA1, whose product is annotated as LIM domain and actin binding 1. Gene Ontology annotation, biological process: actin filament bundle assembly. Gene Ontology annotation, cellular component: actin cytoskeleton; plasma membrane. Lineage: Eukaryota; Metazoa; Chordata; Mammalia; Artiodactyla; Cervidae. Gene Ontology annotation, molecular function: actin filament binding. The record is from RefSeq and is a predicted model, not a curated record.